AUGAGACUCGCGCGGGAGAAGAUUGAUCUUUCCGCCUUAGAUAUCGCGGAGACGCGCGUCCGCAAAGAUGUGCGUCGUGGGGGUGUAAUUCUGUUGGAGAUUUCUGGCUCUAACGGAUCGGCUAAGGCGGAUCGACUGGCCGAAGCGCUGGCUCCGGUCCUGGAAGGAAUGGCUGCUGUCACCCGUCCGGUCCGUAGGGGUAAGCUGCGAAUCACCGGCCUGGACGAAUCAGUGUUCGCCGAUGCACUGGUGGCGCGCUUGAGCUCAGUCGAGUUCGGUGGUUGCAGGGUUACCGACAGUAAGGUAGGCCCUAUGACAGAAGAACGAGACCGCUUGGGUGCGGUACAGAUCAAAUGCCCACUAGAAGUGGCCACAAAAGUAGCCGAGUUUGGCUGCCUCCGUGUGGGGUGGUCAAGCGCUAAGGUCGCGCUUCUGCCUAGCCGCCAACUCCAAUGUUACAAGUGCUUGGAGUUUGGGCAUGUCAGACAAAGCUGCAAAAACCCGGUAGAUCGGAGUGACGCGUGUUACCGUUGCGGCAAGCCCGACCAUCUUUCUUGCUCGUGCCCGGGUCCAGCUUGGUGUGUUCUGUGCGCUAACCGAGAACUCUCGUCCGUGCACAGACUCGGAGGCGAGGCGUGUCCUUUGCGACACAAGGGGCGAAACGGCCUCUAG
Molecule: messenger RNA, 672 nt
Organism: Pseudomyrmex gracilis
Lineage: Eukaryota; Metazoa; Arthropoda; Insecta; Hymenoptera; Formicidae
Exons: 1
Coding region: 1-672 (223 amino acids)
Molecular function (GO): zinc ion binding; nucleic acid binding
Source: RefSeq, a predicted model, not a curated record